This is a messenger RNA of Striga asiatica, 2811 nucleotides long. The record is from the annotation of a GenBank genome assembly. NCBI's taxonomy places the organism in Eukaryota, Viridiplantae, Streptophyta, Magnoliopsida, Lamiales, Orobanchaceae.
UACACACUUCCCUAUGCAAUAAACAAAAGUGACUUAUAUUAUCUGCAAUUCUCAAAAGUCGUGUUGCUUAAAGCACUGAACAGUAGAAUUUGGAGCUCGUCGGCUAUGGAGUUUGAGGUGAGAGUCGUCGGCGGGAUCGAGAGCUGCUUCGUCUCUCUUCCUCUCCCACUUAUCCAGACGCUCCAGUCCAGUUACCUUCCUCCAAUUCUCGCAGUCGAGCUCAGGUGCGACGCGCGCCUCUGGCAGGUGGCUUGGUGCGGCGCAGCCUCCUCCUCCUCCCCUUAUUCAAUUGAGAUUGCUCGUCAGUAUGCCGAUUGCAUUGGAUUGGGUGACCGGACUGUGGUUAAAGUGAGGGUGGUUAGUAAUUUGCCCAAGGCAACACUGGUGACGAUCGAGCCGCUAACUGAGGAUGAUUGGGAGAUUUUGGAGCUCAAUUCUGAGCUUGCUGAGAACGCUAUUUUGAAGCAGGUGGGAAUUGUCCAUGAAGAAAUGAGAUUCCCAUUGUGGUUGCAUGGACAAACAGUUGUCAUGUUUCAUGUCAUGUCAACCUUUCCCCCGAAAACAGUAGGCAUCACAACUAAGCUGCGAUGUUAUUUUCUUGCUUCCAGAAAGAUUUUCUUAAUGGAACUUGUGCUUAACAGAAUGUUACUUUCUUGUAUCCUUCACCUGACUUGUAAAAAAAUUUCAGUCCAACUUGUGCCCGGAACAGAGGUUGCAGUAGCUCCAAAAAGACGCAGAAGUCCAUCUGUACAAUGUUCAGAGGAGGAUUGUCAAAUUUCAAAAGCACAGUUGCGAGUUCAAGAUGCAGACAGUAUAUUCAGUUACAGAUGUGAGGAGAAUGGUGUUACAACGAAUGUAAUGUUCACUUCUGGUGCAUUCGUCCAUCCAGAAACAGCCAACAAAUAUUCACUCAGUUCACUUCAGUUUGUAGUGAUAUCUCCUCGAUUAGUAUUAGAAAGGAUCAAGAAAAAGCACCAAUCUAAAAACAAUGGAACUGAAAAGGAAGCUAGUAAUGGUGACCUCACUGAUAAUCAGGGUAGUCAUCAAGUGGUGGUUCGUAUUUUGUUGUCCGAGGGGGUGGCAAAAGGACACAUUAUGCUAUCUGAAUCUCUUCGUCUCUAUUUGGGAGCAGAACUACACACUUGGGUACAUGUUAAAAGGAGCACCGUUAGCAUAAAGAAAGAAAUUCCUCAAGUUUCAGUUUCACCUUACCAUUUUAAGUUCUUCCAAAAGAGCGAGGUCUCUGAGGAUAGUGGUGCAGAAGUUUCUAACAACCUUGAAAACUAUAAAUCAAAAGACGUGCUUCAAAGAUUUGGCCCGCUUACUGAAAUGGGUAUUGGUGAUUGGUCUGUGCAUGAUAAGAUUGUCAGAUCUCUUUCUUCUGUAUCGUUCACUGAUGGGGGUAAGGAAACAACUACUAAGACUGGAAAUGCAAAUGCGAAGGUUGUCUCCGGAACUGGUUUAUCACCUCUUCUACGUCUGUGGUGUCUAGCUCAGAUUGAGAUUGUUGUUUCAAAUUCAUCAGAGGCUGUAAAUUCAUUGGUUAUAGGAAGCAAAACUUUACUACAUUUCAAAAUCAGAGAUCAGAGAUUGGAUAGACAUGGCAAGGCAAAAACAUCUAUUAAAAAAUUGUCCAGAAACCGAAACCAAGCUGAAGAACCAUCAGUCGACAUCCUCUAUAUUUUGUCACUGUCUGAGGAAUCUCAACGGGAUAAAGAUAUGAAUGUGUAUGAACUUGCUUUUGAGAAUAGCAGCAGGAAAGAUUAUUCUUCAAGAAGUUUGGAUGUUAUGCUAAGAAAGAUGCAGCUUGGUGAUAUCUUAUUCUCUCAUGCAAAACAUGAGGCACCCUCUGACCAUGUCCUAAGUGCUGCAAUUUCUUCAUUGGAUUGGAUGGGUACAGUCCCGGCUGAUGUAAGCUACAGGUUGACAGCUUUGCUAUCUCCUUAUGGAAUGUUGUUCAGUAGCUAUGAUAUUCCUUUGCCUGGGCAUAUUCUAAUUUGUGGACCUUCAGGUUCUGGGAAAACUCUGUUGGCUAAAGUCUCCGCAAAAUCUGUUGAAGCAUGUGAACAAAUUUUGGCACACAUAGUUUUUGUAUCUUGUUCGAAACUCACUUUGGAGAAGCCUUCAACUAUCCAUCAAGCACUCUCUAGGUAUAUCUCAGAAGCUCUUGAUCAUGCUCCCUCUCUCGUUAUCUUGGAUGAUCUUGAUAGCCUCUUUGCACCUUCCUCGGAUUUAGAGGGAUCUCAACCUUCACCGUCCUCUGCAGCACUGGUUGAGUUUCUUGCUGAUAUAUUGGAUGAAUAUGAGGCAAGACUUCAUGAAAAGCGUAGGAGCUUCUGUGGAAUUGGCCCCAUAGCAUUCAUUGCUACAGUGCAACAACUGACUAGUUUUCCACAGAGCUUGAGCUCUUCUGGAAGAUUUGACUUUCAUGUCAAUCUGCCUGCACCUGCUGCUGCUGAACGUUCUGGUAUGUUAAGAAAUGAGAUCCAAAAACGGUCCUUGCGAUGUCCUGAUGAUCUUUUGUUAGAUAUAGCAUCAAAGUGUGAUGGAUAUGAUGCUUACGAUCUGGAAAUACUGGUCGACAGAACUGUUCAUUCCGCAAUCAGUCGCUCAUUAUCUUCUGAUUUGGGCUCUGGAAGAGAUGAGAAACCUACUCUGGUCAAGGAUGACUUUCUGCAAGCAAUGCAAGAUUUUCUUCCUGUUGCCAUGCGUGACAUCACUAAACCGGCUAACGAAGGUGGCCGCUCUGGUUGGGAGGAUGUUGGAGGUCUUGAUGAUAUUCGGAAUUCUAUUAAGGAGGUUCACAGUUAA